Molecule: messenger RNA, 3306 nt
Organism: Rodentolepis nana
Lineage: Eukaryota; Metazoa; Platyhelminthes; Cestoda; Cyclophyllidea; Hymenolepididae
Source: the annotation of a GenBank genome assembly
AUGUAUCGUCAUGCUCCUGGUUUUUUGCAACGUCCAGUUGCCUACCUUCGUUCACACGCUCGACUGUAUGCAUGCCCAAAAUUCACUAGUGGAGGUUGUAACGGCGUUCAAGGCAACAAUAAGAAGAACUUUUCGUCUUCUGGUCAUUCGGAUGUAAGCCAACAUUCUCCUGAAAUUGAACAAGUUCUCACGCUACAACCAAAAGUCCUCGCCUUUGCUUCUGUUAGACCAACUGUCGAGGCCCGUAAGGCCAAGAAGGAGUGGAAAAGGAACGCAGACAAAGACAACCACGAAAUUCCUCCGUUGGCUUACGAUUUUUCUGAUGCCAAUACGACGAGUCUUGGAGAACGUGGAGCUCUUAGGGAGGCAGCUCGGUGCUUACGAUGUGCCGAUGCACCUUGCCAACAUAGCUGCCCGACACAACUUGACAUCAGAUCUUUUAUCGGUAGCAUUGGCAAGAAAAACUAUUAUGGAGCAGCUAAAGCUAUUCUCUCCGACAAUCCGAAUGGCCUAACCUGUGGUAUGGUUUGUCCCACUUCUGAUCUAUGUGUUGGAGGCUGUAAUCUUACUGCUACUGAAGAGGGCCCAGUUAAUAUUGGUGGUCUUCAACAAUUUGCUGUUGAGGCUUUUGCUAACAUGAAUGUACCUCAGAUUGUUGACCCAGAGAUCAUUAAGAGCACAAAGAAUGAUCCACACUACGAUACCAAAAUUGCCCUAAUCGGCUGUGGACCAGCAAGCAUAUCCUGCGCAACUUAUCUAGCUCGUCUUGGUUAUCGUCAGGUGCAUAUCUUCGAACGUUCUAAGAGUCUAGGAGGUAUCAGUACCGUAGAGAUUCCACAAUUUCGUUUACCUGGAUCAGCAGUAGCAUUUGAACUGCAGCUGCUGCGCGAUUUAGGUGUUCAAAUCCACACUGAGAGACCGUUCUCAGCUUCGACGAAGAACCUGGAAAGCACGGAGGCUUCACGUGAAGUUUCUAUUGCAAGUCUUAGAGCGGAUGGUUUCAAGGCAAUCUUUCUGGGUUUCGGUCUCCCAAACCCUCAUUCUAUUAGCGUAUUUGCUGGUCUCACUCCAGAACAAGGCUACUAUACCUCAAAGGACUUUCUCCCAAGAGUGUGUGCUGCUUCUAAGGGCUGUUUAGGUUGUGCUCAUUCAAAGCUACCCAAUCUGAAGGGCAAGAGAGUCGUAGUUCUAGGAGCUGGUGAUACAGCAUUUGACUGCGCUACUUCGGCUGUGCGUUGCGGAGCUAGCCGUGUAACGGUUGUUUUCCGUAAGAGUACCUCUACUAUCAAUCCAGUGCCUGAAGAAUUGGAAGCGGCUGUACGCGAGAAAUGCGAUAUUUUGCCCAACAUGGCUCCAGAUAAGGUACACUUGGGAGCAAACGGAAAAAUCUGUGACCUUACUUGCGUGAGACGAGAACGAAACGAGGAUGAAAAAUGGUUUAGCGACCCUGAACAAUCGAUUAAAAUCAAAACAGAUGUGAUUAUUACGGCCUUUGGUUCAGAGCUCAAUGACCCUGAUGUACUUAGCGCCAUGGAGGGUGUAAAACUAGCUCCAAGUGGGUUCUCAAAGGGACUUCCUGUAGUAGAUCCGGAAACAAUGCGCACUAACCUUUCAGACGUCUGGUGCGGCGGUGAUCUCACUGGUUUCUCCCACACCAGCGUUGAAGCAACUAAUGAUGGAAAAACUGCGGCUUGGAACAUUCAUAGUACCCUUCUCAAAGAACCCGAAUUACCGAAAGUUCUGCCACGUUUUACAACUCCAAUUGAUACAGUUGAUGUGUCAGUUGAUCUCUGUGGAAUCAAGUUUGAUAACCCCUUCGGUCUAGCUUCUGCACCUCCAACAACUUCAAGUGCAAUGAUUCGUCGGGCAUUUGAAGCUGGUUGGGGAUUCGCUGUUACAAAGACCUUCGGCUUAGACAAAGACCUAGUUACAAACGUCUCACCUAGAAUUGUCCGUGGUCCUACUGGUGGCCAUAUGUACGGUCCAGAUCAAUCUGGCUUUUGUAAUAUUGAAUUAAUCUCUGAGAAGACUGCUGCAUACUGGGUACAGAGCAUAAAAGAGCUGAAACGUGAUUUCCCCGAGAAGAGAGUUAUCGCAAGUAUAAUGGCAAAGUUUGAUGAGGCUGACUGGAAGGAGUUAACAGGAAUUACCCUGGAGGGUGGUCCAGAUUGUCUCGAAUUGAAUCUUUCGUGUCCCCACGGAAUGGGUGAACGAGGUAUGGGUCUGGCUUGUGGGCAAGAUCCGAAUCUUGUUCGAGAAAUCUGCAAGUGGGUAAAAAGUGCUGUGGGAGCCCAAGGAACUCCAGUGUUCGCCAAGUUGACCCCAAAUGUUACAGACAUUGGUCUCAUCGCAAAGGCUGCUCAAGAGGGAGGUGCUGAUGGUGUGACUGUCAUCAAUACAGUAUCCGGUAUCAUGCAUUUCGAUAGUGACUCGAGACCUUGGCCGGCUGUUGGAAAGGAUAAUUUAAGUACUUAUGGUGGUCUUUCGGGUAAUCUUAUUCGGCCGAUGGCUUUGCGUGCUGUUAGCUAUAUUGCUAGAAUGCUACCUGGUUUUCCUAUCCUUGCUACCGGUGGUAUUGACUCCGCAGAGUCUGGAUUGCAAUUCCUGCAAACUGGUGCUACAGUUCUGCAAGUAUCGAGUGCCAUUCAAAAUCAAGAUUUCUCAAUCAUUGACGAUUUUGUGACCGGUCUCAAAGCAGGACUUUACUUGGAUGGGCGUGAAGAACACUGGAACUUCCAAACUCCGGAGCUGAAUGAGCACUUGCAAAAAGGCAAGCCGGUUCACAUCUCAGCCCUGAAUGAAAAGGAUAACUAUGUACCCAACUUUGGAACUGGUCGUGCUAAGAGAGAGGCUGAAUUUGCGAAAGAGUGCGAAAAGACUUCUGGCACAGCAUCAAUCGCCAUAGCAGAGCGACGAUUGCAACAACGGCUGCAACGUCCAGCAUUAUCAUCCAAAACACCAUCUGUCAAUAGCAUUAUUGGUCGAGCUCUAGACAAAGUUGUUUCAUACGGACAGCUGAAUAAUAAAGAGCAUGUUGUAGCAGAGGUCCAGUCAGAAUCUUGCAUUAAUUGCGGAAAGUGUUACAUGACAUGCAAUGACACUGGGUAUCAGGCAAUUGAUUUUGACACUAUAACUCAUCUUCCAACUGUUCGAGAGGCUGAUUGUACUGGUUGCACGCUCUGUUUCUCAGUUUGUCCAGUCCCUGACGCUAUUCGUAUGGUCGAACGCACCACUGCGUAUGUGCCCAAACGUGGAAUCCCUCCUGCAAAUCAAGGACAUAAAACUCAAGAAAAUAAGACUACCUAA